AUGCAUACUGCUACAGCUAUUGCCCUCCUUGGCGCCAGUUCGCUGGUUGCCGCCGCUCCUAGCAAGACUUUGAAGAGCGCAGCCUCGGCCUGUACUUUUACCUCUGCCGCAGCUGCCAGCGCCAGCAAGGCGUCUUGCUCCAGCAUCGUCCUCAAUGGCAUUACUGUCCCGGCUGGCCAGACACUUGACCUGACUGGAUUGAACGAUGGCACAACCGUCACCUUCGAGGGAACCACCUCUUUCGGGUACAAGGAAUGGAGCGGCCCUCUCAUUAGCGUGUCUGGCAAGGGCGUUACGGUGUCCGGUGCUUCUGGGCACGUUAUUGACGGAAACGGUGCUAAGUGGUGGGACGGCAAGGGCUCCAACGGAGGCAAGACCAAGCCCAAGUUCUUCUUCGCCCACAGCUUGACUUCAUCGACCAUCAAGGGGCUUAACGUGAAGAAUACCCCCGUCCAGGCCUUCUCUAUCAACGGCGCCACGGACCUGACCCUGCAAGAUAUCACCAUCGAUAACUCGGCUGGUGAUGUCACCAAUGGCGGGCACAACACAGAUGCCUUCGACGUUGGCUCUUCGAAUGGCGUCUACAUCUCAGGCGCAAAGGUCAAGAACCAAGAUGACUGCCUCGCUAUCAACUCGGGCACAAACAUUACGUUUACCGGAGGGUCUUGCAGCGGCGGACAUGGCCUGUCGAUCGGCUCAGUCGGCGGACGGUCAGACAACACUGUGAAGACCGUCCGGAUCGAGAACAGCUCGGUAUCGAACAGCGAUAAUGGGGUGCGCAUCAAGACAGUUUCAGGAGCGACUGGGUCGGUUUCAGACGUCCAGUACUCUGGCAUCACGCUCUCUAACAUCGCCAAAUAUGGAAUCGUGAUUGAACAAGAUUAUGAGAACGGCAGCCCUACCGGCACCCCUACCAAUGGGGUCCCAAUCACCGACCUCAAGGUUGAGAAGGUUACCGGAACUGUUGCAAGUGGAGCUACCGAUGUCUACAUCUUGUGUGCCUCUGGUGCCUGCUCAGGCUGGACCUGGUCUGGGGUCUCCAUUACAGGUGGCAAGAAGAGCACCAAGUGCUCGAACGUCCCCUCGGGUGCUUCUUGCUAG
Messenger RNA from Neoarthrinium moseri, 1101 nucleotides. RefSeq lists its product as uncharacterized. The record is from RefSeq and is a predicted model, not a curated record. Bases 1 to 1101 code for a protein of 366 amino acids. The transcript is spliced from 3 exons. NCBI's taxonomy places the organism in Eukaryota, Fungi, Ascomycota, Sordariomycetes, Amphisphaeriales, Apiosporaceae. Gene Ontology annotation, cellular component: extracellular region. Gene Ontology annotation, molecular function: polygalacturonase activity. Gene Ontology annotation, biological process: pectin catabolic process.